UGCAGUUACUGAAAUAUUUUUUGUUCCGUGUUGUGUAAGCAUAUCUGUUCACUAUGGUUGAUGAAAAAGUCCUAGAUUCUGCCAGUGUCCAACCGGUGCCCAGGUCUCAAACCAUUACUUUUGCUGGCCCCGUUACAAAGCCAAGCAUCGGAAGUACAUCGGCGGCUGCAAAUCCACAGUCUAUCAUUCUGUACAGGACCCUCUCCAUUAAAAUUGAAGAGACCCAACGGUCAGACUUUAAGCGACUAGCACCUUCCAUUAAGGAAUCCUUCUGGAACUUUUUCUCUAGAAGAAAGCAGACAGCUGGCCCUACUGCUGAUGAGGAAUUGGCUGGUCUUGAUUUUCACAAAGUAGAAACGAAUGAGCUAUUUCAACGAUUUAACACGGCUGAAAAAGUUGGACUCGACUCAGAAGCUGCCAAGUCUCGCCUCGACCGCAAUGGAAAGAACGUUAUGUCCCGACCCCCUUCCAACCUUCCAAAAAAGAUUUUCAACUACAUGUUUGGAGGUUUUGCUGGUAUUCUUUGGUUGGCUGGUAUUCUCGCCAUCUUGUCCUGGAAGCCUAUCGGUGAGCCUGACCCUCAAGCUAUUAACUUGUACAUUGGCUGCGUCAUUUUCUUGGUCAUUAUCAUCCAAAUCGCUUUCACUGUCUGGCAAGAUUAUACAACCUCGCAAGUCAUGAAAUCCAUCCACAGCAUGCUUCCUGCAAACUGUAUCGUAUUGAGAGACGGAGAAAAGAAGCAGAUUGCUUCAUCUGACUUGGUGAUUGGUGAUGUGGUCGUCCUCAGCUUGGGUAUCAAAGUACCGGCUGAUUUGCGUCUGGUUGAAGUAUCAAGCGAUCUCAAGUUCGACCGUUCUAUUUUGACUGGAGAGUCCGACGCUAUUCCUGGAACUGUAGCAAUGACCGAUAAUAACUACUUGGAAACCAAGAACAUUGCUUUCAUGUCCACUCACUGCACUCAAGGUUCUGGCCUUGGUAUUGUCGUCUCUACUGGCGAUAAGACCGUUCUAGGCAGAAUUUCCAAGUUGACCUCUGCAAAGGAAGAAGAAACAACCCUCUUGCAACAAGAAAUUAACAGCUUUAUCAUCAAGGUUGCCAGCUUCUCAAUCGUUCUAGGUGUUAUCUUGAUUGCUGUGUGGGCUGCUUGGCUCCAAAAAUAUCAUUAUGGUUUUAUGGAUGCUUCUGGUAUCAUUAUUGUUGUAUUGGCUUUGAUUGUAGCUUUCGUUCCCGAAGGUCUACCAGUCGCUGUAGCAAUUACUUUGAACAUCAUUGCUCGUCGUAUGCAAAGAUCCAACGUUCUCUGCAAAGUCCUUACUACUGUAGAGACACUAGGUAGUGUAUCAGUUAUUUGCUCGGACAAGACUGGUACCUUGACCGAAAACCGUAUGACUGUGCAAACCAUUGCUUUCGCUGCCCACCAAGUUGAAAUUGCUAGCUACGACGAACUUAAGUCAGAGGCUCAGGAUACUUCAAGUGCUGUCCGAAAAUUGCAACUUGCCGCUGCUCUGAACUGUGCGGCAGGAUUUGCUGCUGAUCAAGAGGAUAAGCCAGUGAACACUCGUGAAACCGUUGGAGAUGCUACCGAUUCCGCCAUUUUGAAAUUUGCUGAGAACCUCGGAUCUGUUCAAAAGGAACAAGAAUCUUUCGAGGAAGUUUUCAAGAUUCCAUUCAACUCUAAGAAUAAGUGGAUGCUUACGCUUCGAAAGCCUACUUCUGAAUCCGCUCUUAAGGAGAUUGGCGCCGAAACCCUUGUUCUAUAUGUCAAAGGUGCUCCAGAUAUUUUGUUCCCCCGAUGCACCUCAUACAUGGACAAGAAUGGCGAUUUGCAGCGCUUGACUCCAGAGGCUCAAGCUGCCAUCAAUUUGUCUCAAGAACAAUUGUCUGGAAAAGGACAACGUGUUCUCGCUCUUUGCUCUCGUACUAUUGUCCUUCCAUCCAAGAUCAUAUCUUUGGAUCAAACUGCUGAAGAUUUUGCCGCCAGCGUUGAAAGCGCCAAUGCCGAACUUACUAUCGUUGGAUUGGUCGGUAUUGUUGAUCCUCCACGCAAAGAGAUUCCAGGUGUCGUUUCUACCGUCCGUCGUGCUGGAUGCCGUGUUGUAAUGGUCACUGGUGACUUUUCAAUCACUGCUACUGCCAUCGCCAAACAAUGUGGUAUCAUUACCGUCAACAAGGUCGACAACGCAGCGGUGGUCCGUGAUCCUUCCACUGUUCCCACAAUUCGCGAUGAAGAUGACGAAGAAACCUAUCACAACAACAAUGUUACGGCCUUGGUUAUCAGUGGAAGCGAUUUGAUGGAAGGCUUUGUCGAUCGUGAAUGGGAUAUCAUUUGCAGCUACUCGGAAAUUGUAUUUGCCCGAACCACUCCUGAACAAAAGCUUCGUAUUGUCAAUGAAAUGCGUGCUCGUGGUGCUAUCGUUGGUGUCACUGGUGAUGGUGUUAAUGACGCUCCUGCUCUCAAGGCUGCUCAUAUUGGUAUUGCUAUGGGUGCUGGUAGCGAUGUUGCAAUUGCUGCUGCAGACAUGGUCUUGUUGGACAACAACUUUUCUUCUAUCUUGGUUGCGAUGGAAAAUGGUCGCCUUGUAUUUGAUAACUUGCGGAAGGUCAUCAUUUACUUACUUCCCGCCGGUUCCUGGUCAGAGCUUUGGCCAGUGCUGUGGAACAUUUUCCUUGGUAUUCCAGCCCCAUUGUCUUCCUUCCUCAUGAUUAUUAUCUGUAUCUUCACCGAUCUCGCUCCUUCUUGCUUGGGUAUGGUUUUCGAAGGCCCUGAGUCUGACUUGAUGCUUAGAAGACCACGUAAUCCUAAGAAAGACAAGCUGGUCAGUUGGGAUCUUCUCGGUCAAGCCUAUUUCUUCAUGGGAAUGAUGGAAAUGAUUUGUGCCCAUUCCAUGUUCUUCUUCUACAUGUACAAGUACGCAAACAUCCCCUUGUAUCGCCUUGCUUACUGCUAUGAAAACUGGGCAGACGGAUUUAUGGGACAUUCUAUCGAUGAAUUGAACCAUUUCGUCAGCGUAGGACAAUGCGUUUACUUUGUCACUCUCGUCAUUAUGCAAUUGUUCGGAAACCUCUUUGCCUCAAGAACAAGAAGACUAUCUGUUCUCCAAAAAAAUCCAUUCUGGGGUCCAAGCAGAAACUUGCGAAUUCCUAUCGCUAUGUGUAUCAGCAUUGCCAUUGUCAUCAUCAUCCUUUAUGUACCAUUCUUCAACAACGUUUUCCAAACUGCGCCAAUUCCUCUUGAGUUCUGGUUUAUCCCAAUCCCACUUGCAAUUGGUAUGCUUCUCAUGGAUGAAACUCGCAAGCUUUUAGUACGAUCCUACCCUAAGAGCUUCAUUGCCAAGAUUGCUUGGUAAUUUUUUGACCUUCUUUCGGUCCCAUUUCACUCUGCAUAUACCUUUCACCACAUACAAUGUACAGUCCUUUAGAAAUAUUUUGUGGCUAUAUCAUAGACAUUUAAGCUCUCGUAUUAUAUGUUUAGACUCUGCCAAAAUGAAGUAAAACAGGUUUUUAGCUUCCAAUAUACGGCCGUUUUCUUUCGAAUAUGCUAUUCUGCCUGACUGCUUGUUAGUCAAUGAUAAUUUCAUAAACUCAAUGAGAUAGUUUGAUUCGGCUAACUCAGUGGUCUUUCCCGCUGAUUUUGUGAUAAUAUAUCAUCCUUUCCCUUUGUUCAUCAAUGUUAAUCUCUAC
Molecule: messenger RNA, 3681 nt
Organism: Umbelopsis ramanniana AG
Lineage: Eukaryota; Fungi; Mucoromycota; Umbelopsidomycetes; Umbelopsidales; Umbelopsidaceae
Exons: 9
Coding region: 54-3347 (1097 amino acids)
Biological process (GO): potassium ion import across plasma membrane; proton transmembrane transport; sodium ion export across plasma membrane
Cellular component (GO): membrane
Molecular function (GO): ATP hydrolysis activity; ATP binding; P-type sodium:potassium-exchanging transporter activity
Source: RefSeq, a predicted model, not a curated record